GUAAAUGUGUAAUCUUUGUUUGUGACAAGUCUGUGUACAGUUGUAAACAAUGGCUGCCGAAUUUGAUGUUGAUUUCGUUGACAUUACGUUACGUGUAAAAUAUUCUUCCUGUGGAAGCAGAAACGUUAUACUGAUGACGUAAUUAAAUGAGUAUUUAAAAAUCCAUGACAGUAAGGAAAGAGGUUAAACAUGUGGCCAAUGAUACUGGGUAUGUCUCGGGAUGAAUGCAAAAGGAUCCUUCGACGACUCGAACUUGAGGCCUAUGCCAGCUUGGUUUCUGCAUUAAGAGCACAGGGGGAACUUAGCUCAGAAAAGAGAAAAUUGCUUCAAGAUAUUGCUGCGACACUCAACAUUUCGAUGGAACGACAUCGUGCAGAAAUCAGAAGAGCUGUUAAUGAUGAAAAGCUUGCAACAAUUGCAGAACACAUUGCAGGGCCAAACACAGAAAAAAAUUGGGCAAUUGAAGGACGAAGACUGAUGCCAUUAAUGCCGAGGCUGGUACCUCAGACAGCAUUUACAGCACUGGCAAACAAUGUUGCAAAUAUAGCUGCAGCAGAAAAUGCUAAAUUGCCACCUCCAGCUGAAACAGUAAAACUAAGUGCCAAGUUUGGAAACAAAAUGGUUUCACACAACUGUGAGCCAAAUGUACCAGAAGCAAUAGUACCACCGCAAAGAUCAAACAGCCCAACUGAGAUGGCAUGUAGUACACCGUCUCCUAUUGUCUCCCAGAUGAAAACCAAUGAAGAGGAAGAAAACUCAAGAAAACGCCGUCGAUCCUCUUGUGAGAGGGCUAAUUCCUUAAGUUCACCUCUAUUGCAACCUCCUCCCACAAAGGUUUCUGCAGUCGCACAGUCACCAUCAUCAGCACUUCCUCAGCCAAAGUUGCCAGUGGACGCGUGCACACGACAAAACCAUCAUACACAAGAGCAAUCGCUGCCACAGAAACUGCAACAACCAAUUUUAUUACUGCAGUCUCCCACCCACCAACAGUUACCAAAAGUGCAACUGCAGCAAUCGCUGCCAUGUGUGAUGCAGCAGCAGCAGCAACAACAACAACAACAACAACAACAACAACAGCACCAGCAGCAGCAGCAGCAGCAGCAGCAGCAGUCACAGUCAUUACUGCAUUUGCAAUCACAACCACCUCCACCUCCAGCCUCACCAGCACUACAGCGGCAGCAGCAGCCACAGGAACUAAAACAACCAACACAGGAGCAGAAGCAACAAUCUCAGCAACAAAACCACCAUCACCACCACCACCACCACCACCACCACCACCAGCAGCAGCAGCAGCUACAACAACAACAACAACAACAACAACAAAAAGAACAUCAGCUGCAUUCACAACAGCUGGCAUCACAACCACAACCAUUGCAGCAGCAGCAGCAGCAACAACAACAACAACGUAGCCAAAAAGUACAGCAGAUGUCACAGACAUCAUGCAUUCCCAAGACUGAAUCGUACCCAGCUAGUAUACCUCCUGUCAAAAUCACGUUAACUGCAGCAUCCAGCCGGGCACCUGUGACGACAGUAACAACUUCUGCAGUUUCUGCUCCUCCAUCAACUCAAAAGGUGAUCAUUAUGUCGAGCUCAGGAGCACCUGGUUCUCCAAGUAUCCUUCAACGUUCUUUGAGUGUGCCUGUGGUAAAAACUGUCUCAGCUUGUGGUUCACCAAAUACAACACAGAGACCAUCAUCACUCAUCCUUAGUGGCCAACCUCAUAGUCGUGCUCCCAUCUCUCCACCAGGUUCCAGUGCUGUGGGAAAUAUUGUCACCAUAUCGACGAGUACAUCUAGCUCUGUUACCCUCCCAUCACCUGGGACUACAGGAGGAGCAAGCACAACAACAUUUAUAGCACAAAGUACUGCGCCAAAACUUCGUACCAAAUCCGUACAGCUUCCUGCAAGAAUACGAACGAGGCCUGCUGGUUCAAUAAUAAUACCAAUGACUCCAAAUCAAGUGUCACCAACAACAAACACAAAUCAGGCUUCAAAUAAUAUGCAGACUACCCAGUUGAAGCCAUCAACUCAGACAGGAAAGCCCUUUGUUGCCAUCAAACCAGAUAACACAGGUGUGAAGAUGGUGCCUAUGUCUAAUAUGAGCAACAGUACCAAAAUUCUGCCUAAGCCAGCAUUUUCAUCGUCUGUUCAGUCACCAGUUUAUGUAAUGACUUCGGCUACUGGUGGAUCACUUGUUACAAGGACAUCAUCUACAGGUACUGUAUCCCGCAUGGUGACUAUCAACACUGCAUCUGCACCACAUUCUAACUCUUCGGUGUCCGAGAUCCGUACAGCACCAACAACUGUGAUUACAAAAAACAUUUCUAAGCCAUUACAAACUGUACACAUUUCUGCACAAAGCAGCAAUGUUUCUAAAGGUAUUGGUGGAAAACCAAAUGUGAUAUUGGUACAAAAGCCUUCAGGUUCUACUUUAAGUCGAAGCAUUACACUGCCUCAUGGAGGAAAGGAAAUACUUGGCAAGGUAUUGGUUGGAAAAUCAGGGAUGCCUGCAGGCCACCACUCAUCUGUACUGUCACUGGUAAAAUCAUCUCAUAUUGUUCACCCUGCAACCCAGCAGGGUGGAAAUUUAUCAGCAACCACAACUCAUGGAAAUGUUAUUGUUCUCGAUCUCAGUCAAGAACAGCUAAAUAAGAAUUCAACUUUGAGUGACAUAUUAAGGGUUUCAGGAAUUAUACCAGAAGAUGGAUCUGCUUCAGAGACUAUACCCACAGAAGCUGUGGAAGAAGGAAAACUAGUACAACAUGUAAUUAACAUAGAGAAUACAGAAGCACAUACACCAAGUGCAGACUCUGAGAAAAAGUUCACAGAAAGAAGUACAGCUGCAAAUGAAAACUCUGUGCCUUCUGAAGCAGUGGAUGAGCAGGAGACCCAAGUCCAGACAUACAGUGAGGAAGUUUCUUUGCCAAGCAGACGGCAAGAUGAGGAAACUGUGGAAAUGGUUGGUGAAUUAGAUCCACAAACAGGAAUUUAUUCUGUGCAUCCAUCACACAUGCCAGUGAAAGGAAAUCAGGAGUGUUCUGGAGACUCUGCGGAAGCUUCUGAGGAUACAGUACCAAAGUCUAGUUCAAAGACAAUGGACAUCUUUAGUACCGCAAUAGCCUCUGCAAACAUAGAUUUGGAAACAUUCAGUUAUAAUGAAGGAGAGAGAGUGACAUUUGAUGAAGAAAAUGAAACAGAAUGCUCCAGACAGCACUCAAAAAUGAACAACAACAACAACAUAACUGUUGAGUCUCUUUCAGCUCAGGGUGGAUGUGCUUUCAUCACAACAACACAGCACAGUCAGGAUCAUGAUUUUCGAAGCUUCCUGCAUGAGAACAGUUCAACGACUGUGGCAUCUGUUUUUGUUGAACCAACACAUAUGGAUACUUCAGAAAUGCAUAUUGAAGAUUUUGCUUCCCAGAAAAUCCAAGCACAUGAAGUUGCUUGAUUGUAAAAAGUUUGUAUUUGUUAGAUUUUGUAUUAAAUGUCUCUCAAUUUUAUUAUUAAAUGUUUUAUUUAUCUUUUAUAUAAAAAUAAAAUAACUGUACUGAAGUGAGUAUUGAUUACUUGUGUAUGUAUGUAAGAUCAUUGGCAGUAAUUAUAUUGAUUUGUAAGCAAAAAUCUCAUGAUAAACAAACAAAAAGUAUGUAAGUAUGUACCUUUGAUAGCAUACUAUUGUGUUGGUCACCAUACAAGCUGUGAGGCAAACCUUUUCUGUACUGGUACUUAUGACAUACAGUGUUCUGAAGAAAUUUUAGGAUACAAACAUGGAAAAUAACACUGCCAUUUUUGCCAUAUGAUGAAAUUAACAAUAAAGAAACAUUGCUUUUUUUAUUUUUUCCUCAUUCUACAUUUUCGUCCUGAAGGGAACCAUAAAACUGACUGUGAAUGUAUUUUAAUAGUACUCUAUAAAAAGAUCACCAAAACUUAGUAAAAUGCAGCACAUUCUUCCAUAAAAUAACAUAGUUGUCUUUUUUCUGCCAUGUCUUUAGGGCAAGUGGUGCAGCUUUCAACAAUAUGUGGUUGCUAGGGCGUAAGUGAAGGCUACAUUUUAUUUUGCAUUAUG
This is a messenger RNA of Schistocerca cancellata (South American locust), 4065 nucleotides long. Its product is annotated as BRCA2-interacting transcriptional repressor EMSY-like. The transcript has 18 exons. Gene Ontology annotation, cellular component: nucleoplasm. Bases 190 to 3447 code for a protein of 1085 amino acids. NCBI's taxonomy places the organism in Eukaryota, Metazoa, Arthropoda, Insecta, Orthoptera, Acrididae. Gene Ontology annotation, biological process: regulation of DNA-templated transcription. The record is from RefSeq and is a predicted model, not a curated record.